GCUGCGCGCGGCCUCUGAGGAACCCUGCAUGCUGCUGAGUGUCCACAGGUUCACCACCAUCCCUGCUGAGCAGGAAAUCAUGUGUGACAUCAAGAAGAAGCUGUGUUAUGUCACCCAGGACUUUGAGCAGGAGAUGGCCACCCAGCCUCCAGCUCCUCCCUGGAGAAGCUGUGAGCUGAUAGAUGGGCAGGCCAUCACCAUUAGCAUCACCAUCGGUUCUGCUGCCCUGAGGUCCUCUUCCAGUCUUCCUUCCUGGACAGGAAUCCUGUGGCAUCCUCAAAAUACCUUCAACUCCAACAUGAAGUGUGACGUUGACAACCACAAGGACCUCAAAAUCAACAUUGGGCUAUCAGGGGGCACCACCGUGUCCCCCAGCAUUGCUGAUGAGAUGCAAGAGACCACCGCCCUGUCGCCCAACACCAUGAAGAUCAAGAUCAUUGCACAGCCUGAGUACAAGUACCCUGUGUGGAUUGGCGGCUCCAUCCCAGCCUCGCUGUCCACCUUCCAGCAGAUGCGGCUCAGGAAGCAAACAGGAGGACGACGAGUCCCACCCCUCCAUCAUCCACUGCAGAAACCAAAUACAUGACCUCCAGGGUCUUAAUUGUUGCCGUACAGUUGCUGCCAUGGAACGUAAGCCAACCAGUGAUCCUCCAACAAGGAGAACAAGAAGACCUGACAAUGAAAGAGAUGAAAAACAACUACCAUUCUAAACUCAAUACACAAUAGUGACAUCUCAAAGAACUGUGCGGACCUGGAUCAGUCACAUCCUCAGAAGAUAACAGUUCAUCAGUUCAUCUUUUUGAAAGGGAGUCUGAUGAAGUUUUAAA
Molecule: messenger RNA, 827 nt
Organism: Mustela erminea (ermine)
Lineage: Eukaryota; Metazoa; Chordata; Mammalia; Carnivora; Mustelidae
Product: actin, muscle-like
Exons: 2
Coding region: 29-586 (185 amino acids)
Source: RefSeq, a predicted model, not a curated record